Molecule: messenger RNA, 6634 nt
Organism: Aedes aegypti (yellow fever mosquito)
Lineage: Eukaryota; Metazoa; Arthropoda; Insecta; Diptera; Culicidae
Product: neuroligin-1
Exons: 18
Coding region: 3116-6556 (1146 amino acids)
Biological process (GO): chemical synaptic transmission; postsynaptic membrane assembly; presynaptic membrane assembly
Cellular component (GO): cell surface; synapse; postsynaptic membrane
Molecular function (GO): neurexin family protein binding; signaling receptor activity
Source: RefSeq, a predicted model, not a curated record
ACUUCGGUCGCGUCGUGUCACGGAAUUCUUUCUCGCGGGCGUUUCGACGUCGGGCUUAGGAUUUGACGUUUUUCUUACCUCUUACUGGGGAGCGACGAGUUUGUCAAUUGGGAAAUUUCUGCCAAAUGUUUGAGGGAGUCGAUGUAACGCGAGUUUAACACGCGUUCGGUUGUGAAGGAUGGGGUGGCAGUUCCCAGUUGCGAAAAAAUCAUUCGGUGUGUGAUUUGCCUUGAGGCAGGAAAGCUUUUCGAGUGAGUUGUUUUUGGGGGAGUGGGACAUAAAGGGGGCCCUAAUCGAGUUCUCGUUAGCGAUAUAAACCUUUUUGACGAGUUAAGGAACUGCUUUCAGAGCUCAGCUCAGUUGGUGUUUUGCGGUUUACAACAAGCAGUGUGAUUGUGGGCACCUUCGACGCGUAUGAAUUUAAUGAAUAAGGGAUAUUUCAUUGACUUCCGGUGCUGAGCACGUUCAGCUAAAGGAUCUUCUUGCGAAUGUCGGAUCCAGAGCUUGGGUGAGUGUUAUUCAGAGCCUCGAGUGCUGCUGUUAUGUUAAAUAAAAUAUGUGAAAAAGUUGUAGUGACGAAGGAUUUUGGCGGGAAAAACGCGAAUACUCUCGAUGGCGUUUCUUGCCCAAUUUACGUCUGGGGAUGAAACCGAAGAAAGUUUCUGAUGCUCUCAACCCGUGAGCUGAAGUUAUCCAAGUUAAUUUACAUGCCGUUGGAAUGAAUAAGUGAAAUGAAAUAAAAAUGGUAAUAUCAUCAACAUAAACAGGCCAGGAGUUUUCCAGCUCGAGUGCCACUAGAGCGAAAUUGAAAACCAUUUUCACCGUCCGCUUUCAUCUGAAUACGGAAUAUGCCCUAAGGGUACAAGAAGUAAAAACAUGCUCCGGAGUUCCAUACUGGAAGCUAGAAAGGAAGAAAAAACCGUAACCGUGAGAAUAAGUGAUCUGGGUCGGAACCGGCUAGCGGACGUUCCAUUCCCCUAGUGAGAUAUCGUCCUACGGAGUGAGAUAAAGUUUUACUUGCAAAGUUUUGGCACGGAAUUAAAAGUGUGACUUGUCGGUUUGAUGCGCUACUCAGACCACGCAAAUGAAUAAGGAAUGAAGUGUGCUAGGCGAAGAGGAAGGUCAAACCAGAGAUGUCGUCGAGAAACGUGGCCCAUUUAGUUCCAUUACAGUCUCGGAAAUAGAGCAGAACUUUCAACCGAACGUCACGAGGCUUGCACUUACAGCUCAGAGUCAGAGUCUCUGCGAAUAAAAAAGGCGGAAUGAGUGAUGAUAAAUUGAGUUGUUGAUUGCGAAGAAAGUGAUAUCGAAAGAUGCUGCUGCCGUGAAGAAAUCAGGUUCAGCUGAUGACGACAAGGAGCAAAUCCUAAUGAUGAUGAUGAUGAUGAAGAUUCUUGGCCGGGUGAUGUAGACACGGUAAUGGUCCUGUUAUCGAUCGUAUUUUUUCCCCAACACGGUGUGAAUUGUUGCUCUGAAGAGUUGGUGCGUGCAAGUUGUUGAGCCUCUGGGCCGGAUGAAGGAGGAAACCGGGUGUUCGUCCGGUUUUUUGUUGCCGCCGAAAAAAAGGGUGUGAAAGUUUCACAGACUCCAAGCGUUAAGAAAGGCACCGGAACGGAACGAAUCCCAAGGACGUUUUGGAUGAUGUGUGUUGGCAAUUUACCGGCAGUUUCCUGUUGCUGAUAGCGUUCAAAAGAUAAGCGGUGUGGCUUUUGCGUGGUCAACCAAUCCCGAUCAUCAACCGUGCUAGAGCCUUAUCAAUCAGCGGGUUACCACAACUGAUUUGAAUAAACAUUGGAACGCAAAAUGAACUGACCAAAUGCAGUUGUUCUAGUGAUAUCAGGUCGUGUUCUGUGUAGCAAGGUUAUUCUGUACGUGUAAGGGGGCAAACAUUUGUCCUGUGAUUUAUACCGCGAUAUCUCAAUGGUCGCCGGUACAAUAGUUUAUAGAAGUGUGGUGUAGAACUAAAAGCACGAUUUGAAGCACGCAACUGCCCUCAGCAGGGCGUUCACAACAACGAGCUGAAAAUUACAAGAAUUCCCAACUACUCUGCUGACCGCAACCACAAUUUGGACCUGCCAUUCUCAACCAACGGUCGCACAAGGCAAGGAUGUAACCAGCUCGGUGUGGUGUUAUGAGGAAUUCAUAAAGUACUCAGCUCAAAUCCGAAUGGAGGCCUGAUCAGUGAAAAAAAGAACAGCCAUUCCCAUACCGUCCUGCACCGAAAUUGAAUUCCAAAGUCGCUUCAUGAGGGGCAGCCCGUGUGAAUACCGCACAUUUGACAACAACCCGGAGUAAUAUUUUUCGCGCCAACCACCCAGGGCAAAAAAAACUAUAUUGCUCGAACCAACUUUGUGACUGUGUCCAGUAGGUGCACUCAGCGCUAAAUCCAGGCAGAUUUUCGACCAACGAGGCCUAUUAAAAUAUGCGCUGCCAUUGUGAAAUUUACAUCGAUGAAAAAAGCAGCGCCGGAAACUAAGUGAAGUGAUUCGUGUUCGGGAGGGGGCUAAAAACUAGUGGUAAACUAUUUUAACCUGGAUAGGACAGUGGAAAAAAAGUGAUUUUUUCGUUGGGCUUCUGUGUUGAACCGGUGAUGUUCAAACUCGAAAUUUGGAACGGAUUUGUGCAAUAAUUGAACCAUGACCGAUCCCGUUUCUAUUGAGUUCAUUCCGGAGUGUUUCUCUGUUCAAUAACCAGAAUUGCAGAACUUCAAUACGGGUGGCAAGGAAUUGAGUGAACCUAGCAAGCAGUGGAAGUUAUUGGCGAAAAAAAUAGGCGGUGGAGUGAACAAAGAGAUUUUUUUCGGCAGUAUCCCAAACGACAGUUUGAAAUUGAUCUGGGGGGAAUAUUUGUGAGCAAAAGCGGAAAAAAUUGGUAUUGCUUCCACCAUCAUCGUUGAAAUCGAUACAUUCAGUUGGGUCACGUGCCAUUUUUGGAGGAAAAUACAUUCAGAAGCUCUCCAAUAACGAGAAAACACCAUUUGUGCUUAAAUAGAUACGUGAGAAUCGAACGAAUCAGAGGCAGCAAUAUACAUCUAGACGGGGAGGGUUGUGAGGUGAUGGCCGAUCCUCAUGUCGGGGACCGGUAAUGUUCCCCAACCGCUUCCAACCAGUGUACAAUGCGGGCCCACAAUGGGCCAACAAUUAUUAACGACCACCAGACUGACCACUGGCGGAACCAACAUCAGCAACUUCAGCAGCGACAGCUAAGGCACCAAGCAAUUCGAUUAGGGGGAUUACUCCAGGGCUGUCACUUUUGGUUGGUAAUUGUGACUGUAAUUGGAUUAGCAGCAGCGCCAGUCGGUGCAGGUCCUCGGUACAGUUCCCGGAUUGUUGAAACCAAAUCGGGAGCAAUUCGUGGCGUGAUUCUCGAGCUGCACUCGAAAUACCUGGAACCAGUAGAGGUUUUCAAAGCAGUUCCAUACGCCGCACCUCCAGUGGGGAAUCUUCGAUUUGAGGCCCCGAAGAAGUUGCCUCCGUGGAAGGGGACCAAAUUAGCAGACACAUUUGGUCCUGUUUGUCCUCAGAGCUUCCCGGACAUUAGCAACCGUACGGUUGCCCUGCUUUCGAUGCCAAAGGGACGCUAUCAGCACUUGAAACGACUCCAGCCACUGCUUGCCAACCAGAGCGAGGAUUGCUUGACACUUAAUAUCUACGUCCCCGGAAGUGGAAGCCGCGGCCUCGAGGCACCGUACUCCAUCUUUUUCUACAUCCACGGCGAAGCGUACGACUGGGGCUCCGGCAAUCCGUACGAUGGCUCCGUCCUGGCUAGCUAUGGCCACGUGAUCGUUGUGACAGUCAAUUUUCGUUUAGGAAUUCUCGGUUUUCUCAAAACUCGUGCCUCUGCCUCACCGGUCGGUUCUGGUGGCAACCUAGGUUUAAUGGACAUCACCCUCGCACUGCAAUGGGUGCGAGACAACAUUGGCGCAUUCGGCGGUGAUCCCAAGCGCAUCACCGUGGUCGGUCACGAUACGGGUGCGGCUUUGGCCAACAUGGUCCUGAUCUCCAAGGCGGGAAAAGGUCUCAUUAAUCGAGCGAUUCUGCUCAGUGGAUCUGCGCUGAGUCCAUGGGCUCUGGUUCCCGAUCCGGACGCCAUACGGAUGGAAGUGUCCCAGCAGAUGGCCUGUCAUCUGCUGGUGGAUCCGCCACCGGGGAAACCAGCCCGGAAGCCAUCAACCGACGACAUUACCGAGUGUCUACGGGACAAACCACUCGAGGCCCUGAUGGGUGUAAGACUGAACGCCGUACGGUUCAUGCCGUCUUGGGGACCAUUUCUUCCGCUGGAAGAUUCACUAGAUCCAGAGUUUGCCAUGGAACACUCCGGCGAAGGCUUCAUAACCAGCGAGCUGAUGCUCGGAAUGACCACAACCGAAAGCUACAAUGAUUUCAGCGCUUCCGAUAUACAGUAUGGCCUCGAGGAAGAGCAACGCAAUCGGCUGCUGCGGACCUACAUCAGGAAUGCGUUCACCUUCCAUCUGAACGAAAUCUUUUCGGCCGUGCGGAACGAGUACACCGACUGGGACAAACCGAUUCAGCACCCAAUCAAUAUCAGGGACUCGACAAUGGAAGCGCUGAGCGAUGGCCACACGGUGGCACCACUGAUCAAGGUGGCCUACCUUCACGCUCGCCGGGGAGCCAAAACGUACAUGUUCCACUUCGCCUACCAGACCAAGGAAACCGAGUAUCCACAGCGACUGGGAAGCAUCCGUGGCGAAGACCUACCGUACGUGUUGGGGCUGACGCUGGUUCAGGGCGGUCCCUCGUUUGGGCAGAACUACACCCGCCAGGAUAUGGGAGUGAACGAAGCGGUGCUAAAUUUUGUGACCAAUUUCUGCAAAACCGGGGACCCGAACGAAGCCGGCCAUCAGGCGCCACUGUUGCAUCCGGACUACGGAACGGCAAAGGAGCGAACGCGUUUCCGCGGCAUCACCUGGGACACAUUCGAGACGACCACGCAGCAGUAUCUGAGCAUAUCAACCAAACCAAAGAUGCGUAGUCACUACCGAGGGCACAAGAUGGCACUCUGGUUGAACCUGAUCCCGCAGUUGCAUCGCCCCGGAGACCAGGACGUUUCGAUGCGGCACCAUCACUUCCGGGAGCGGGAGCCCCAUUACUACGCUGGAUCAGUCCGGGCCGAAUCGUUCAGCAGACCGCGAAUGUUCGGUGGAGGAGUUGCCGGAGGCGUGGGAAGUAUCAACGACGCGCAGGAAUCGAGACAGGAGCUGUUCGGAACGGAGUGCACACCGGAUCCAACGAUGGGGGAGGUUCUGCAGGAGGCGAACUCAGAAGGAGGCAUCCUUACAGAGGAGGAGGAAGAGGAACUGCUAGUGAAGCUGGCCAAUCGGCAUUAUUAUAGCUACACCGCCGCUUUGGGAGUGACAGUCGGUGUCGGUUGCUUGCUCCUGUUGCUAAAUAUGCUCAUCUUUGCCGGAAUCUACUAUCAACGAGAUCGGUCUCGUCGGCGGAAGUCCCAAACGACGGGCAGCAGCAGCAGCAACAACAGCACCUCCGCUGCCACCACCGCCACCGGCCUCACAAUCGGCUCCGGAAGUGGAUCUCGCAACAACAACGGAAACCCCAGUCCUGACGAGGCAGAUAUCCAGUUGACGACGAUAGUGCCGAGUCCAUCGCCACCUUCGGGCAAGACGAAACGAAGCCACGAACCACCCCCGAGCUAUGCCACGCUUCCUAAGCGAAGCUCCCACUCACAUCCGGCGCAGCAUCAGCAGGGAGCGGUGAAGGAUACCAACCUGACGACAGCCACCCUGGGACGGGCCGGAAGUUUCUCGCACAAACAACAGAGCCUCCACCAUCCGCCAAGUGAUCCAUCGUCGCGGAACCAUCACUGCACUUCCGGGUCGACAGUGCCGGAAGCCAUCCAUAAUCACCACCAGCACCACCACAACCACCAUAGCAACAAUCAGACCUUGCCAAGGUCUUCUUCUUCCAAGUCGGCUCCACUGCCACCGGUGAGGUCAUCCAGCAAUGCGUCUUCAUCUUCGCCGGCAUCUUGCAUCACGGCCUGUGUGUCGACCACGACGGCGUCCAUCUCACCCUCACCCACCCCUUCGGCUUCGACGGCGUCCACUCAAACGGCGGCUCCGCUGACCUCCAUCCUUGUAAAUAGCAAUAGCAACAGUAAUAGCAAUGGUCAUCAUCUGCAUCACCAUACUUGCGGUGGUAUGAACAGUAGUAGCAACGUUAUCACGGUGGACUUGGUGAACUCGACCAAUCCCAAACUGACGGGUCCUGGACCAGGCUCAACCUAUAGCAGUAAUAGUAACAAUUUUAUCGGUAGCACUAGUGGUAACAGUAGUUUAGGUAGUAGUGGUUCCCAUCAUCAUCACCACUCCCAUUCGCAUCAUUUGCAUGCGGUGGGUGGUUUGGGUGGCGGGGUUGCUGUAGCAGGAGGUGGAGGUUCCAUUGUGGGGAUCAUUGGCCAUGGUGGUAGCGGGAAUCUCACAGGAUCCAUGACCAGUGCCAAUCAUCCGCAGAUGGGCUCCACCGCCGGGACGUCGACGCUGAAAAAACGUGUUCAGAUCCAGGAGGUUACGGUAUAGCACAGGUACAGCACAGCUGACGACGACCAGGAAGCUGUGUGAAGACAUAAAUGCAAAAAGAAGAAACCUACAAUUUAC